AGCGAAGCGCGGCCUCGAUCAGCACGGUGCGCGGCCUCGACGACGACCACAACAACAUCAACAACAAGAAGACCGCCGGCCGGUGCCAGUCUCGCUGCCGGCCGGGCCUCCGGUGAGCGCAGGGAGCCGAACAUCCCUCCGACGACACCCGCGGCCGGGCGGCUGUGAGAUGGCCGAGACAGUGAAGUAUGUGGACGAGGAGCACAAGAACGUCUUCCUCAAGUUGCUGAACGAGCAGCGUCUGGAGGGCGAACACUGCGACAUCGCCGUGGUGGUCGAAGACGUCAAGUUCCGCGCUCACCGCUGCGUCCUGGCGGCCUGCUCCAACUACUUCAAAAAACUCUUCAAGAAACACGAGGUGGACAACUCGUCCGUGAUCGAGAUCGACUUCAUCCGCUCCGACAUCUUCGAAGAAGUGUUGAACUACAUGUAUACAGCCAAGAUCUCCAUCAAGAAGCGAGACAUCAACCUGAUGAUGUCAUCGGGACAAAUCCUGGGCAUCCGCUUCCUUGACAAGCUCUGCUCUCAGAAGCGAGACGAUGCGCCAUCCGAGGAGAAAGACAAGUUUCCUUUUGACAUCGUAAAGAUGGCGCUGCCUCCCGAGGCGCAGCUGGUCGCUGAGGCCGAGGUUCUCGGGGAGCACGAGGAUGCACCCACCCCAGACGACCUUGUCGGUGCCUCAGCCAAUCAGGAGCUUGAUAAAUCUCCCAAUGCGGCGCUGCGCGUGCAGGAAGCCAUUUUGAAGGAACUUGCCAAUGAGCACGUCCACAAGGUGGCGUGCUAUGACCAAGACGUGGUGACAGAUAUGGAGACGGAGCCGAAAGAACUCGGGCCCGAACACCACGCCACCCAGACGCUGACGUUCGCAGAUAGCAUGGGCGAGGUCAAAGACGAACAGCCGCCCGCGUGGGCCGCCGCCGCCGCCGCCGACAUGAAGUUUGAAUAUCUUCUCUACGGGCACCGAGAACAGCUGGCGUGCCAUGUCUGCGCCAAGACCUUCUUGGACGAGUCCAGGCUCAGGAAACACGAGAAGCUUCAUUCGGCCGAGCGUCCGUUCGCGUGCGAAAUCUGCGCCAAAGCGUUCACCACCCACGCCCACCUCAAAGAACACCUGAAGAUCCACACUGGCUUCAAGCCGUAUAGAUGCCACGUCUGCGGGAAAUCCUUCAUUCGGGCUCCGGACCUGAAAAAACACGAGCGGGUCCACAGCAACGAGCGACCGUUCGCCUGCCAGAUGUGCGACAAGGCCUUCAAGCACAAGUCACACCUGAAGGAUCAUGAGAGGCGACACCGGGGAGAAAAACCUUUCGUGUGUGCGUCGUGCACGAAGGCCUUCGCCAAGGCAUCUGAUCUGAAGCGUCACGAGAACAACAUGCACAGCGAGAGGAAGUUGGUGAAUCCUCUGCAGAGCGAUACGGAAGCUCUGCAGGCGGCCGCCAUGGCGGCCGAGGAGUCGCACAUGGACAACAUGAGCUGCUCCUAACGGGGAACAUUUGUACACAAAAGCUUGAUUCCAUUUCAAAUAAAACCCUUUGUUCAGUUU
This is a messenger RNA of Phyllopteryx taeniolatus (common seadragon), 1543 nucleotides long. RefSeq names its product zinc finger and BTB domain containing 14 (gene zbtb14). Gene Ontology annotation, cellular component: nucleus. Gene Ontology annotation, molecular function: protein binding; RNA polymerase II cis-regulatory region sequence-specific DNA binding; DNA-binding transcription factor activity, RNA polymerase II-specific. Lineage: Eukaryota; Metazoa; Chordata; Actinopteri; Syngnathiformes; Syngnathidae. The coding region runs from base 170 to 1483 and encodes 437 amino acids. The transcript has 10 exons. Gene Ontology annotation, biological process: regulation of transcription by RNA polymerase II. The record is from RefSeq and is a predicted model, not a curated record.